This is a messenger RNA of Platichthys flesus (European flounder), 1969 nucleotides long. RefSeq names its product zinc finger DHHC-type containing 1 (gene zdhhc1). The record is from RefSeq and is a predicted model, not a curated record. Lineage: Eukaryota; Metazoa; Chordata; Actinopteri; Pleuronectiformes; Pleuronectidae. Gene Ontology annotation, cellular component: endoplasmic reticulum; Golgi apparatus. Gene Ontology annotation, biological process: peptidyl-L-cysteine S-palmitoylation; protein targeting to membrane. Gene Ontology annotation, molecular function: protein-cysteine S-palmitoyltransferase activity.
AUGGAUGUGUGCAGUAGGAACCCGAACCGCACGGCGCCGGUUGGUGAGGACGGACUGCAGGGCGCCGACGUGCCGCUCUGCUCCCGCACUAAUGGCUGGAGUUCGCCUCACCCCUUCCAGCUGCUCGCAUGGCUGCUCUACGUCUACUUCGCUGUUACCAGCUUUGGUGUGUGUCCCCUGCUGCCGGCUCACUGGAUCCCUGCAGGUUACAUCUGCACGGGCAUCAUGUUUGUGUGUCACCUGUGUGUCCACGUGAUGGCGGUGUCCAUGGACCCGGCCGACUACAACGUCAGGACAACGAGCCACAAAGGUCCAGUGCCCGUUUUCGACCGCUCCAAACAUGCACAUGUCAUCGAGAAUUGCCACUGCUACCUCUGCCAGGUGGACGUGUGAGGGACCAAAGUCUAACACUGCAGUGCCUGUAACAAGUGCGUCGCCAACUUCGACCAUCACUGUCGAUGGCUCAACAACUGUGUUGGGAGCAGGAACUACAAGUUGUUCCUCUACAGCGUCUCCGCUCUGUUGGGCGUGUGUCUGGUUCUGGUCGUCGCCUCCUACGUCUUCAUCGAAUUCUUGGACCCGACUCAACUCCGCACUGACAAACACUUCUGGGUUUUGAGGAACGAUACAGGUGUGUUCGUCUUCCUGCCCGUGGCACCGGUCCGAUCAGCAGCAGCCGUGAUUCCGUGUCUCGCCGCCGUCUCCGUGUCCCUGGGUCUGUUGUCGUCAGUUCUGCUGAGUCACCUGCUCUGCUUCCACGUCUACCUGAUGUGGAACCGACUCAGUACCUAUGAGUACAUUGUGCGGCAGCGUCACCGUCAUGACAACCGAGACUUGAGGAAACCAGGACGAGUGAAGGAGCCGGAAACUCCUUCAGACGUCAGGGACCUGAACUACUCUGGGACACUGGGUUAUACCAACCCUCAGCUGGACGUGGAGGAACCUACCACUGUGUCGGCGCGGGGAGAGCCAGAGUUCCUGGUUAACGGCAGAGUGAGGAGUGUAUCCAGUCCUGUCAUGGAGGAAGAAGCUCCACCCGCCAUGUCUACACAACUGAAGCAAACAGCACAUACACACACACACCGACGCACACAGAAAAAGAAGAAGAAAGUCCGUAAGGUUCCAAUCGAGGAAACGAGGGAGCAGUGCUCGAGCAUGGCCCCGCCCCCAGCAGAUCCCAGUCUCUCCUCUGUGUCGCUCAGUCAGCGACUUCCUUUCCCCGUCUUUCCUCUGAGGGCCUCCCUGCCCCCCCUGGCCCUCCCCUCGGGCCCCGUCCAGGCCGCCGCCCCCCCUGCUGAGUACCACUCGGACUCUGCAGAGUCCUUGGAGGAGAUCCCUGUGGCGUUGGCCAAACUGGGCUCUUCGUCCUCUGCCGCUGCCGGAGACGCCUCCUCAUCUUCACACAGAGCCUUCCCAGGGUUCCCCCUGCCCUCGCCCCAGCCCAGGACUAAGAGGAAGUCCACCUCCUCCUGUGCAAAUAAGAGCGCAGCGGAGCUGAGGUUUGAAAUGGCCUCCACCCAGCUGCCCACUGUGUUUGUAAGCCGCGCCAGUGGAGAGCCCCGAGAGGACGGCUUCAAUCUGAGCAGGAGGCAGAUGGGGCCAAGACCCGGGUCCAGACCUGGAUCCAGAUCUGGAUCCAGACCGGCGUCCCGGGCGUCACUGGGCUCAGGUGCAGCUUCCUGGAUGGAGCGAUAACCUGAGCCAACAAUUCUGUUAAUCUCUACAAUCAUGUGCACUGCAGCCACGCACAAGUCUUUAUUUAACUGACUUUUAUUUUGAAGGGUCUUUGUAUAUCUCACUAUUUAUUGUUUUGAUAUUUUUUUAUUCUGAAGCCAAAGGCCAGUUCCUGUUUGUGCACAAUCUUUAUACUGCUGCUUGUGUGUUGAGCUGUUGAGACGCAGCUCACUGAGUUUGUGGAUGUUUGUCUCUCUGUUCCUCUGUGGACCUCAUGCCCCCCCCCCCCCCCCCC